Archocentrus centrarchus (flier cichlid) is the source of this 2821-nucleotide messenger RNA. It is a transcript of the gene ppan, whose product is annotated as peter pan homolog. Lineage: Eukaryota; Metazoa; Chordata; Actinopteri; Cichliformes; Cichlidae. Gene Ontology annotation, cellular component: membrane; preribosome, large subunit precursor. The record is from RefSeq and is a predicted model, not a curated record. The transcript has 14 exons. Gene Ontology annotation, molecular function: G protein-coupled receptor activity; rRNA binding. Bases 158 to 2788 code for a protein of 876 amino acids. Gene Ontology annotation, biological process: G protein-coupled receptor signaling pathway; ribosomal large subunit assembly; rRNA processing.
UACGGCAGCUCCAUGUGGAGGGAGUCACGUUGACUUCGGAGUGGAGAUUCAUUUCGUCAAGAAAAUGAGCGUAUUUAUUUUUAUUAGCUUAAAUAUAGUGUCACAUGAGCGUUUGUGAGUUUUAAUUACAUUUGACAGCUCGACAUCAAGCUGAAUUAUGGGGAAAUCAAAGACCAAGAACCAGAAGAAAGCCCAGAUAAAAGCCAGCCAGGAGGCCGAGGAGGCUUACUCGUCUGUGCCCCACACUUUGGUGUUUCAUCGAGGCCAGGUUGGAAAAAACGUGGGUCAGCUCAUCGCGGAUGUCCGGAGAGUCAUGGAGCCCUACACUGCAGUCGCUCUCAAGGUUAGGAAAAAGAAUGUGCUCAAAGACUUUGUUGCGGUAGCAGGACCACUGGGAGUGACGCACUUUACCAUCUUCAGCAAAACACCCACCAGUAUCAGCAUGAGAGUUGCUCGACUUCCCAAAGGUCCCACGCUUCAUUUCCAGGUCCUCAAGUACUGUCUUAUCAAAGACGUGAUUUCAUCCCUGAAGAAGCACCGGAUGCAUGAGCAGCAGUUCAAGUAUCAUCCACUACUCAUCCUCAAUAACUUUGGACAAGAUGGCAUGCAUAUCAAACUCAUGGCCACCAUGUUCCAAAACAUGUUUCCUUCCAUAAAUGUGCACAGGGUAAGCCUUAACUGCAUCAAGAGGUGUGUGCUGUUGAACUACAACCCCGAGUCUGAGGAAAUUGAAUUUCGACAUUACAGCCUGAAGGUGGUCCCUGUGGGAGUGAGCCGUGGAGUCAAGAAGCUGAUGCAGGAGAAGUUCCCAAAUAUGAACAAGUUUGAGGAUAUCAGUGAGCUCCUGUUGAAGGGGGUGAACCUCUCAGAAAGUGAAGCUGAGCAAGAUGAGGAGCAGAAUGUAACUCAGCUUCCACAGGUGUACUCUGGAAGAGGCAACAUGGCAUCCCAGCAGAGCGCCAUCCGCUUGACAGAAAUUGGUCCUCGCAUGACUCUGCAGUUAAUGAAGAUUCAAGAAGGAAUGAGCGAGGGGAAUGUCCUUUAUCACUCUAUGAUCUCCAAGACAGAAGAAGAAAUACAGGAGAUCUUGAAGAGGAAGGAGGCCAAGAUCAAAGAGAAGGAGGAACGCCGGAAAAAGCAGGAGCAGAACAUUGCUCAGAAGAAAGAGAAAAAAGAGGAGCACAAGAAAAAGAGCCUGGAAGGCAUUAAGAGGAAACGUGCUGAAGCUGAGGAGGACAGUGAGGUGGAGGAUCCCGGGGUGCAGGGUGAUCAGGCAGCUGAUGCUGAGUCUGAUGAUGAGGCAGAGUACUACAGACAGGCUGUAGGAGAGGAGCCAGAAGAAGGCAUGUUUCCAAGUGUCAAGAAGAGGAGGAGAUCAGAAAAGUCUCAUGUGCCUGCUAAGAAGAGGAAGUUGUCUCCUGGUGAAUCUUUAAAAGGCAGAGGUUCCAAGGCACCAGGGCGAAAAGUUCCAGGAGGACAGCACAGGGACAAAACAGGGAAAAAACAACAGAAAGGAGGAUGGAAGAAAUCCAGGGAUGGGGAGAAAUCCUUUGGAAAGAAAAAGUCAACAGGAAAGGCAUUUCCAGCAAAGACAUCCAGAGGGCUGGAAAAUAAAUUCGGUGGGAAAAAUAAGAAAAACAAGGACAGACCAUUCAAGUCUAAAAAUCAGAAGGGCAAUAAGAGCGGAGCAAAAAGAAAGCAAGGCUUCACACAGAGGAAGGGAAAGGAUAAGCAUGGUACUUCAGGGGCGUUUCACGCUUUCUGCAUAUGCCACGCAGAGAUCAGCUCUCGGGUCAUAACAGAAUUGUGCGGCAGCCUUGCGGUCUUGGACAGUUCAUACUGUGCUACUAACAAUAGAAACAUGACAAAAAACAUAAACUUCACAGUGUGCGAGACGUUUCAAACAGGCUUGUUGCCCGCUGUGUACGGAGUUGAAUUCGUCGUGGCUCUGGCGGGAAAUCUGUUUGCCCUGUGGCUGCUGAGGGUCAAAGAGAGAAGAAACUGGCACACUGGUGUCGUCCUGUCGUGUAACUUGGCCAUCAGCGACCUGCUGUACGUCCUCACCCUGCCUUUGUUGAUGGUCUACUAUUCACGGGACAAACACUGGCAGUUCGGCGAUGCUGUGUGCAAACUGGAGAAGUUUCUCUUCACCUGCAACUUAUACGUGAGCAUCUUCUUCAUCAUGGCGAUAAGUGUGAACCGAUGUGUGGCCCUCGCUUGUCCGUUUUUUACGCGCUCUUAUAUAACGCCUACUCACGCCAAGGUCACCAGUGUCAUCAUAUGGGUCAUCGUAGGAGUCAUUUCAAGCCCCGUGUUGAAAUUUGCCUCGGUUUGCACCAAUGAGUCCAGUCACAAGAUUCAGUGCGUGUCCUUCUGCAACAAGACUUCUGAACAGCCUCACUACUCUUAUAAAUUUUUUCUUUCUGUCUUUGGGUGUCUGCUUCCCUUUCUGGUCACUUUCACUUCUUACUGUGUGGUGAUUUGGGUAGUUGUAAAAAAUAGCAGCAUAACUGCACUUGAGAAACGCAAAGUCGCCCUAUUGGUCGCAUCAGUGAUCGUACUGUACGCCAUUUCCUUCAUCCCUUAUCAUGUCCUUCAGAUGUAUCACUUGUACGUAAGAUUGUGGCAUCCUGACACAGCAUUCUGCUGGAUCUACCAUAUGUACCAGGUGUCAAAGGGGGUGGCAACUUUAAACAUGUGUAUCCAUCCGGUGCUUUACAUGGCUGUGUUUGACAGUAUAAGAGUGGCGUGUUGUGGAAAGAGCCAAGAGGACAACAUCAGCGGGUGAUGAGGAAGUAGGGCUGCUCUUUUUUGGCUUUUU